GCGCAUUGAAGAACCACGUGUGGAUCUGUCUUCUGGACCGCUGCAGCCUGAACUCAAGUCGCAUGAAGAUGGCGGACGGAGAAAUCGCCUCGGCAAAGAAGCACAAGAAAAAGAAGGAAAAUAAAGUUGCCGAUGACGAAGUUGGGGAUAUUCAGGAAAGUGGGGAUUUUCUCAUCAAACCAGAGUCCAGAGUUGCCAGUUUGGACACCUCUCAGUGGCCCUUGCUGCUCAAAAACUUUGAUAAGCUGAACAUCCGGACAGCUCACUACACACCCUUACCAAACGGCUCCAACCCCUUGAAAAGGAACAUCGUGGAUUAUGUCAGGACUGGAUUCAUCAACCUGGACAAGCCUGCCAACCCGUCAUCGCAUGAGGUGGUGGCCUGGAUCCGGCGCAUCCUCCGCGUGGAGAAGACUGGCCACAGCGGGACUCUGGACCCCAAGGUGACGGGCUGCCUGAUCGUCUGCAUCGACAGGGCCACGCGCUUGGUCAAGUCCCAGCAGAGUGCCGGCAAAGAGUAUGUGGGAAUUGUUCGGCUGCACAAUGCUAUUGAAAGCGAGCAUACACUUGCUAGGGGGCUGGAGACCCUCACAGGAGCGCUGUUCCAGAGGCCACCUCUCAUCGCCGCCGUCAAACGGCAGCUGAGAGUCCGGACCGUCUACGAGAGCAAGCUGGUGGAAUACGACCCAGAGAGAAGACUGGGUAUCUUCUGGGUGAGCUGUGAGGCGGGGACCUACAUCCGUACGCUGUGUGUCCACCUGGGGCUGCUGCUGGGGGUGGGGGGCCAGAUGCAGGAGCUGAGGAGGGUCCGCUCGGGAGUGCUGGGAGAGAGGGAUAACCUGGUGACCAUGCACGACGUGCUGGACGCUCAGUGGCAGUUUGACCACAACAAGGACGAGACGUACCUGCGCAGGGUCAUCUACCCCCUGGAGAAGCUGCUUAUCUCCCACAAGAGGCUGGUGAUGAAGGACAGCGCGGUCAACGCCAUCUGCUACGGCGCCAAGAUCAUGCUGCCGGGAGUUCUGCGCUACGAGGACGGCAUCGAGAUCAACCAGGAUAUCGUUGUCAUAACGACCAAAGGAGAAGCCAUUUGCUUGGCGGUGGCUCUCAUGACGACGGCGGUGAUCUCGACGUGUGACCACGGUGUCGUGGCCAAGAUCAAGAGGGUGAUCAUGGAGCGGGACACUUACCCACGCAAGUGGGGCCUGGGGCCCAAGGCCAGCCAGAAGAAGAUGAUGAUUCAGAAGGGGCUUCUGGACAAACACGGGAAACCCAAUGGCAGCACUCCCUCGGGCUGGAAGGAGGGCUAUGUGGACUACAAUGUGUCCAAGAUCAAAGUUGAAGAUGCCGCUGAGCCUGUGGUCACCAAGAGGAAGAGAGAGGCCAGUGACAGCGAGGGCGAAGCACCAGGCUCUCAACCCUCGGCUCCCAACACGCCGUCAGCGGAAGAAAUCAAGAAGGAGAAGAAGAAAAAGAAAAAAGACAAGAAGCAGAAAGUGAGCGAGGAGGCGCCUGCGGAAGCUGAAGAGGAGGUGGGAGAGAGUGCCAAGAAGAAGAAGAAAAAGAAGAAAGAGGCGGAUGCUGGGUCGGAGUGAACCGCCUGUGGGCUUCAAAUCACAGACAAUGAAAGGACCACUGGAAUGAGAUGUCCGGAAGAGUGCCUGCAGAUAUUCUGACGCUGGUUGGACAGGCAUUGGACGGGGCCCUGGCAGAGGGGGACACCCUACGUUGGAAUUUUUGUUUUUUCAGUUAAACCUACUGGGAGAGGUCAGCUUGAUUAUGAUACUGACCUUUAACCUCCAGUCCUCUCCUGGAUCACCUUGUUUUGUACUUGUGUGAAUGUUUGUUUAUCCCAUUUUUAAGUACUUGCCUUGUGGAUAUCCGCAUCCUCUGGGUCAAUCCUCAAACAUAAGAAAGCUGUCAAUGUUUUGUUUUUUAUCAUGUAAAUACAGAAAUGACAAAAGGAUAAACUGUCAUUUGAAAUGAACUUAAAUCUUUUUCUAAAACUUG
Hypomesus transpacificus is the source of this 2010-nucleotide messenger RNA. RefSeq names its product dyskeratosis congenita 1, dyskerin (gene dkc1). The transcript is spliced from 15 exons. Gene Ontology annotation, cellular component: box H/ACA snoRNP complex. The coding region runs from base 63 to 1595 and encodes 510 amino acids. Gene Ontology annotation, molecular function: pseudouridine synthase activity; RNA binding. Gene Ontology annotation, biological process: rRNA pseudouridine synthesis; box H/ACA sno(s)RNA 3'-end processing; snRNA pseudouridine synthesis. The record is from RefSeq and is a predicted model, not a curated record. Lineage: Eukaryota; Metazoa; Chordata; Actinopteri; Osmeriformes; Osmeridae.